AUGCAGUUUGACGACAGUCGUCCAUCCGAGAAGGUACUCGGUCUUGUGACCGCCGCGGAGACGUACCCAUCCCCUCCACCUUUAGAAGACUUGGAAGCCGCUCUCUCCGAAGAGUUUUGGACUUCAUUUCUCGCCGAAAGUCAGCCUGCAGCUUUUCCUUGCAUACCCUAUGGAUCACGGGAACCGAUCCAGCAUGAAGUCGUGGAAUGCCACCAGGAACUUCCAACAGCUGCGUCGUCCAAACUGGAGCUCUCGGCCUUGCUAUUUGCAGCGUGGGGAAUCACCACAGCCAGCUAUACAGGAGUCCAAAACAUCGUUUUCGGGGCUGUUGUGCCAGACAGCGGUGGAAUCAACAACCCUGUUCCGUUCCGCCUGAAUGCCGACUCCAAAGGACGCGUUCGGGAUCUUCUCGACCAAAGCCUUCAGCGGGUCAUUCAAUGCUGCCAGCACGCGAGUCUCGGGAUCGAGAAGAUCUCCCAACUCAAUGGAGACUGCUGCCAUGCUUGCAACUUUGAAACAGUCCUGAUGGUGCGACAUGGCGCGAAGGAUGAAGACUCGGUGUGGCCAGUACCAGAAUCGCAAGGGCUCGUAAUCACGUGCAGUCUUGUUGGAAGACGGCUUCAGAUCACGGCAAGCGUUCAUUCUCGUGCUGCUGAAGCACCGAUUAUGCACAGAGUCAUCCGCCAGUUUGGCUACACCGCGGCAAGACUGGCAACGUCGGAGGAUCAGAAUCCCUCGGUGGACGACUUGCUCCGCGUGCCGAACCUGCACGAUUUGGAGGAAAUCUGGCACCACAACCAGCAUGUCUCAGACGGGACCAGCGCAACCGUCCAGCAGCUGAUCGCGGAGCAGACCCGGACGCGGCCGAGUGCAGCGGCCGUGGAUGCUUGGGACGGCAUACUGUCCUAUGACGAAUUGGACCAUAUUUCCACUCGCCUAGCCAGAACUUUGAGAGAAACGUCCAUCGAAGAGCGCUCUCUGGUCCCAUUCUGCCUCGAGCACUCCAAGUGGGCGGUGGUAGCCAUGCUCGGGAUCCUCAAGGCCGGAUGCGCCUUUGUUCCCAUCGACCCGUCCGCGCCUCGCGCCCGGCGUCAUCGCAUACUCCAGCUCGCUCGGGCCAAGGUCAUCCUGACUUCUCCAAACAUGGUCGACAACGACUUCGAACUCACGCCUGUCAUCCGUCUGUCCGAGGAUGGCCUCAACGCAUCUCCAACGGACGGUGCGACAUUUACAGGUUCUAGCAGCGUCGACUCCGCAGCGUAUGUCCUCUUUACGUCUGGAAGUACUGGCGAUCCCAAGGGCGUGGCUAUGGGGCAUCGUGCCAUCUAUACCAGUCUGAAUGCCAUCGGGACGAAAGUCGGACUACAUUCCGGCACCCGAACAUUGCAGUUCGCCUCAUUAGCCUUUAACAUCUCGAUUUUCGAGAUACUCGGCACUCUGGCAUUUAGAGGAUGUGUCUGCAUACCUUCCGAUGCCGACCGUCUCUCUAGACUGCCAGAGUACAUGGCGUCAGCAAAGGUCAAUACCGCUUCUCUUACCCCGUCAGUGGCACGUCUGUACAGUCCCGGUUUGGUUCCCUCUUUAGAGACGCUGGUGCUUGGAGGAGAGGCAAUAACGCAAGCCGAUAUGAAAAGAUGGAAUCAAUUACCCAAACUAUUCAACGGAUUCGGCCCUACCGAAUGUGCUGUCGGCUGCGCCAUACAUCGCGUGCACGAGGAGCAGAAGGAGCCUUCCAUCGUGGGCGGACUUAAGGGAAUACCGUCGUGGGUCGUAGAUCCCGGCAACCACGAUGUCCUGGUGCCCUUUGGUGCAGUAGGAGAAUUGGUCAUAGAGGGACCAACGCUUGCCCAGGGCUAUCUCGAUAAUAUAGCAAAGACUAAGGCUGCAUUCAUCCAGGAUCCACAGUGGCUGCUCCGAGGAUGCGGCUCGAGAUUUCCCGGGCGCCGUGGCAGAGUCUACAAAACCGGGGACCUGGUCAAAUACAACCAACAAGGAGAGCUCAUCUACAUUGGCCGCAAAGAUGCAGAUACUCAAGUAAAAGUCCGGGGCAAUAGAGUCGAUCUAGGAGAGAUCGAGUUCCGCCUCCUACAAUGUCUCCCACCCGGAACCGAGGCUGUCGUGGAAGCUUUUAAGCCGUCAAACACCGACGUAGAGCCUACGGCAACGUUGGCAGUGUUUCUCUAUCCACCUGCCGAAAGCCGAGUUCAACAAAAUAAUAUGGAGAUGGUUGUCAUGCAGCCGCCAAAGGACGUUCAGGAUCGGUUAUCCGAGACGCUGCCGUCCUACAUAAUACCCGGAGUGUACUUUUCCGUGUCGGUCAUCCCCAAAACAACAUCAGACAAGACGGAUCGCAAGCGACUACGCGAAUUGGCGUCGGCGUUUUCACUUCAGGAUCUAAGCAGUAGACUGUCAAGUCCGGCCGACGACAGCUUUUUCAAACUCGGAGAAGAUUCCAUCGGCGCCAUUCGGCUCGUCAAAGAGGCCCGCGAGGAGUUCAACAUCAGCCUCGACGUAGCGGAUAUAUUUCGCUAUCCUACGCUGGAGGGGCUCGUCUCUGUCUCGAAGGAUUUCCAUGUCGAUGCAUCCCCGGUGACCAUCCCGUUCUCGGCUCUCCCGGUCUCGCAAGACAUGCAGCUGCUCUGCAGAGUCGUUAUAGACUCCUAUAGUCUUACCAGCCCCGAGCUAGUUAAAGACAUCUACCCUUGCACACCCCUCCAGGAAGGGCUUCUCUCGCUUUCCUCCAAGCACACCGGAGCUUACACGGUGCAGCGUGUGCUCGAGCUGGCUCCGGGACUCGAUCUUUGCCGGUUCCUGGCUGCGUGGGAGCGCAUGACGAAAUCAACCCCGAUCAUAAGAACGAGGAUUGUCCAGCACGAAGAGUUGGGGCUUCUCCAGGCGGUGGUGGAUGAGAAAAUCCAAUGGAAACGCGUUGAGAAGGCAGACAUGGACGCGUUCAUAAGAGCCGAUAUGGAGACGCCAAUGAGACUGGACCAGCCACUUGCUCGCUACGCUUUGAUCCAGGGCACAUCCUCUACAGCCGCAACGGCAACGCCCCAAUUCAUGGUGUGGACCGUCCACCAUGCGCUGUACGACGGCUGGUCCCUCCCGUUGAUAUUGGAGCGGGUGCGCGAGGCGUAUGACGGGACGGAGUUGAGCAGCUCUGGGUUUGCGCCAUUCGUAAAGUGGUGUUCCCAAGAAGCCGUGCGGGACAACGCGGUCAAGUUCUGGGAAUCCCACCUGGACGGGCUAUCCGAGUCCGCUCUUUUCCCUCCUCUACCAUCCUCCGUGUCAGAGCCCGUCGAGGAUUCCACGGCAGAGCACCGGUGGGAGAUGCCAAAGGACAGUGCCGCUGGUGUCACCACGUCAAUCCUCUUGAGAGCAGCAUGGGCAAUAGUUGCCAGCCGCUACACCAGCUCGGAUGACGUCGUGUUCGGCACCACCGUCUCGGGCAGAAACGCACCCGUUCGAGGAAUCGAGUGCGUCCUGGGUCCUACCGUUGCCACGAUCCCAACCCGGUUCAAAGUGCACGACAGCACACCUGUCAGGGCCUUUCUGGCGCGAACGCAGAACGAGGCGGUCGAGGCCAUUCCAUGUGAACAGACGGGACUCCAACGCAUUGCUGGCGUCAACGCUGAGCUGGCCAAGGUCAGAGAUAUCCAGACGUUCCUGGUGGUGCAGCCCUCGGAUUACAACGUCCCCUCGUUUGAUGGUUUCGGCAAGUGGGUCAACGGGCCCGGGUACUAUCGUCUCGACGUCUCUGCUCUGACUCUAGAAUGCUUCCUCGGCGAUUCCGGCGUACGCUGUGUGGCAUACUUUGACUCGCGCGUCAUUGAGCGCGAGACGGUCGAGAGGCUUCUUCCGCAAUUCGCCCACGUGUCCCAACAGCUGUCCUCGGCAAGCGAGGACACCACGCUGGGCGACGUCGAGGUGCUGACGCCUGCAGACCUCAAAGACAUCUGGGCGUGGAACGGGCCCCUCCUGGAGACGGCUCCGGAACCGUUGCCGCAUCGAGACGUCCACCACCAGGCUGAAAUGCGGCCGCAUGCACCUGCUGUUCACAGCUGGGACGGGGAGCUCACCUACAAAGAGCUCGAUCUGUACUCGACUCUGUUCGCGAAGAAGCUCGUCAUGUCUGGGAUAAGGCCAGGCGAUGUUGUGCCGCUGUAUUUUGAACCGUCGGAAUGGGCGGUGGUGGCCAUGCUUGCGGCACUCAAAGCCGGCGCAGCGUUUGUCCCCAUCGAUGCGUCUCAGCCAGCUGCCCAGAGGGAGAGGAUCCUGUCCCAACUACCGCCCAACGUCGUCCUCGCUUCGUCGAAACACACAGCCACGUCCUUCGGAGCGGGAUGGUCAGCGCUCGAGAUGUCUAGGGAAACGGUUGACCUGGAGGCCACAGGAGCCCUCCCGACGGUGGAUCCCGGCUCGAUCGCAUGGAUCAUCUUUACUUCAGGCAGCACCGGGCUUCCCAAGGGCGCCAUGCUGCAGCACUCGGCCGUGCACGCCAGCCACCGGAAGCUGGGCGCGACCUUCGGGCUGCACGCCGACACCCGCAUGCUCCAGUUUUCGUCCUUCGCGUUCGACGCGUGCGUGCUGGAGAUCAUUGCAACCCUGAUGCACGGCGGCUGCGUGUGCAUCCCGUCCGAAGCGGACCAACGGUCGCUGUCCGGGCUGCCCCAGGCGUGCGCGGCCAUGAGGGUCAACACCAUGGUCCUGACGCCCACGGUCGCGCGGCUGUUCGAGACGUCCGACUUCCCAGACCUCACGACACUGGUUCUGACCGGAGAGCCGCUCGUCCAAAGCGACGUCGACAAGUGGGCCACGACGGCGUACGUUGCCAACGGGUACGGUCCGGCCGAGUGCUCCAACAUAUGCACCGUCCAUCGCAUUGCUCCCGGAGACUCGGACCCCAACCGCAUAGGCAGCUUGCGUGGCGUGCCCGGCUGGGUGGUCCGCAGCCAAGAUCACAACCGGCUCGUUCCCAUCGGCGGCGUCGGGGAGCUUGUGGUCGAGGGUGCCACUGUGGGCAGCGGGUACCUCAACGACGCUGCAAAGACGGCUGCUGCCUUCAUCACGGAUCCGGAUUGGCUCGUCAGAGGUCGUCCCGGCGAGCCGCAGUCCGGACGGCGAGGCCGGCUGUACAAGACGGGCGACCUGGUCAAGCUCCAUCCAGACGGCGGCCUGACCUACAUUGGGCGCAAAGACACGCAGAUCAAGAUACGCGGCCAGCGCGUCGAGCUCGGCGAAAUCGAACACCAUGUGCUGCUGCAGUGCGCCGGCGCGUUGGAGGCAGUCGUCGAUGCCGUGCAUCUUCCGGGACGGGGGGAUGCAAAGUCGCUCGUUGCCUUCGUCCGUCUCCAAGACAGCAGUAUCCCCGCUCCGCAAGUGUACACGGGCUCGGACGACGUCGCCGACCGGCUCGCAGACAUUGUUCCCGCCUACAUGGUUCCUGCAGUCUUCAUCCAGAUGCCAUCCGUACCGAGGACUGCAUCGGGAAAGACGGACCGGAAGCAGCUGCGCGAGGUGGCUGCGGCAACAAUGGCUGCAACGUCUCAGACGACAACUGCCGGGUCCCAGCCGAGGCGACCCAAGCGCGCACCGAGGACCGAGACGGAGAAGAAGCUGCAGCAGCUCUGGACCAAGGUCUUGGACCGAGACGUGGCAGAGAUUGGACUCGACGACAGCUUCGUCAGGCUCGGCGGAGACUCCAUCGCCGCCAUGAAGCUGGUCAGCCUGGCGGCAAAGUCGAGCAUCGGCUUGACCGUCGCUCAGGUCUUCCGCCACUUGCGGCUCGAGGAUCAGGCCCGCAGUGCAACGCUGCUGGCCAAGCGUGACGACGACCGCGUCCCCCCCUUCUCCCUGCUCCCCCGGGAUGCAGACGUCGACUUGCUCCGGGCAGAUGCUGCCGAGUCGUGUGCGGUGGAGGCUGUGCUGAUUGAAGACCUGUAUCCCUGCACGCCGUCACAGGAGGGCCUGCUGUCUCUGAGCGCGAGGCAUGCAGAGCAGAAUGCCUACGUCCUCCAACACGUCUUCGACUUGGCUCCAACGCUGGACGUGCGGCGGAUGCGGUCCGCAUGGGAGGAGACAGUCCGGACCACGGACAUCCUGCGGACGCGAGUGGUCCACCAUGCCCGCCAUGGCUUGCUGCAGGUUGUGGUGAAUGACGGCAUAUCGUGGUGCGAGCCAGAGGACAUCCACGCCUUCAUAGAAGCGGACAAGCAGCGGCCAAUGGGCCUGGGCACGCCUCUGGCCAGGUAUGCCAUUUCCCAAGAUGCCCGGACCAAGCAUACAAAACUGGUCUGGACCAUCCACCAUGCCUUGGGCGAUGGCUGGGCUUUGAAUCUCGUCCUCAACAAGGUCGAGGCCAUCUACAGGGCCUCCUCCACUGUAAGUAGCCCGCUCUCCGAGUUCAGGGGCUUCAUCAAGUACAUGAACGGGCGGGACGUGGACUCCAUGGUCGAGUACUGGAGGGACACGCUCGCGGACGUGGAGCCAGUCACAUUUCCCCUUCUCCCCACCGCCGUCAGAGACGCCGUCGAGGACUCCGAGGUCGAACUGGACCACAGCCUCCCAGAGAGUGCUGCAACGGCCUCGGCCAGUCUCUCCACGAUCCUCCGUGCCGCGUGGGCCAUUGUCCAAAGCCGCCACAGCAACACCGACGACGUCGUGUUCGGCGAGGUCCUCUCCGGCCGCAGCGCACCAGUGCCGUCCAUCGACUCGCUCGUCGGCCCAACAAUGGUCACCGUCCCCGUCCGCGUCAAGCUCCCCGCCGCGCUGACCGUGCCCGCCCUCCUCCAAAACAUCCACACGACCUCCACCCUCGCCAUCCCCCACGAGCAACUCGGCCUCCACCGCAUCGCCCGCAUCAACCCCGCCGCCUGCGCCUUCCAAACCCUCCUCAUCAUCCAGCCCCCCACCGCCGCCAGUUCAGAUGAUCCCCCACGCCUCCUCUCCGCGUCCCCGGACUACCGGCUCGCCACCUACGCCCUCGCCAUCGAAUGCACGCCCUCGCCGUCAUCCGCCCGCCGCCUCGGCCUCCGCGCCCGCUUCGACUCGCGCGCCGUCUCCGCCGCCGCCGCACGCCGCCUGCUCGCCCAGCUGGGCCACGUCGCGGACCAGCUCAUGGCCUGCGCCGCCGCCUCCGUCUCCGCCUCUGAUCCCGGCCCGGGCCCGCCGCCACGCCUCGUCUCGGGCGUCGCGGUGCACGCGCCGCGCGAGCUGCGCGACGUGUGGGGCUGGAACGGCGCGCCGCAGGGAGAAGAAGGCGCCGGGCUGGUGCACGAGGCGGUGCGGGCGAGGGCGAUAGUGGCGCCGGGUGCGGUGGCGGUGGAGGCGUGGGACGGGCGGCUGUCGUACGGGCGGCUGGAGGGGCUGGCGGACGGGCUGGCGGCGGCGUUGGCGGCGAGGGGCGUUGGGGUGGGACGGCAGGGGCUGGUGCCGCUGUGCUUUGAGAAGUCGGUGUGGGUUGUUGUGGCGAUGCUGGCGGUGCUCAAGACCGGCGCCGGCGUCGUCCUGCUCGAUCCCGGGCAGCCGGCCGGUCGACAUGAGCGGGUUCUCGCGGCUCUGGGGCCCGGCGGGGUGCUGUUGGCGUCGACGUCGUGUGCCGAGCACAGGAAGUUCCGGGAUGGGUGGGAGGUGGUCGUGGUUUGCGAAUCGGGCUUGCAGGCCGCCGCGGCAUCGAGCCGGCACUUCGUCUCCCCGCGGAUUCCCGAGUCGGCGGCAUGCUGGGUCCUGUUCACUUCGGGCAGUACGGGCGAGCCCAAGGGGGUUGUUCUCGAGCAUGGCGCCGUCAGCAAGAGCUACGGCAUCCUCAUCGAGACGUUGGGCAUCACCCGCCAGACCCGCAUGCUGCAGUUUUCAGCCUACGCGUUUGACGUCUCGACGUUGGAGAUGAUGGGCGUGCUCAUGGCCGGUGGUUGUGUCUGUAUACCGUCCGACACGCAGCGGCUCGAGGGACUUGCAGAGUUCUGCACGUCAUUCCGAGUCAACACGGCAAUGCUGACGCCUUCGGUCGCGCGGCUAUAUGACCCGCAAGACCUGCCGACUCUGCGCUCCCUCUCGCUCCUGGGCGAAGCACCGACGAAGCAGGACAUCUUGAAGUGGCAGCGCCGCAUCCCGCAUCUUUUCAACGCCUACGGGCCCGCCGAAGCCGCCUGUCUCGCGGCGGUGCACCGCGUGGACCCGCACGACGACGACCCCAUCGCUGCCCGGAUCGGGCGCUUGGCAGGCGUUCCGGUGUGGAUCGUUGCGCCCGACGACUGCACGAAGCUGGCACCUGUCGGCGCCGUUGGCGAGCUGCUGAUCGAAGGCUCCACGCUGGCGAGAGGAUAUCUCAACCCAGCCCACACCGCCGCCGCCUUCAUAGAGGACCCGGAGUGGUUGCUUCGGCCGCCUUGUGCAGAGCAGAUCAGCGGCAGGCGAGGCAGGCUGUACAGGACCGGAGAUCUCGCGAGGUAUGCCGAGGACGGUGGGCUUGUUUACGAGGGCCGAAAGGACAGCCAAAUCAAGAUCAGAGGGCAACGGACGGAGCUGGGCGAGAUCGAGUUCCACCUUGCCCAGUGCAUCCCCGACGCGGCCGAAGUCGUGGUCGAGACCGUUGCAGGGGAGGGAGAUUCCGCAACAUCGACGACGCUGGUUGGCUUCGUGAAGUUCCUGUCCGCCACCGCGCCGACUACCGACUCCUUCGACCUGCCGAGCGAGGUGGAGAGCCAGCUGGGCGAGAGGCUGCCUGCGUACAUGAUCCCAAGCGUUUUCCUUUCGGUGCCGCAAAUCCCAAAGACGGCGUCGGACAAGACAGACCGGAAGAAACUCAAGGCUUUGGCUGCCGUGCAUGCCGCGAGAGCAUUGGAAGCACGCCGUCUGGAGCCACAGCGCGGGCCGUCGUCGGCCAUGGAGCAAAAGCUCCUGUUCCUUUGGUCUCAGGCUCUUUCCGUGGCAGAGAGCAACAUCGGCAUGGAUUCGAACUUCUUCAAGCUCGGGGGUGAUUCCAUUUCUGCUCUGAAGCUGGUCGGGGAGGCUCGCCGGGCAGGCAUUCAGCUGUCGGUUGUCGACAUCUUUCAGACCUCGAAGCUCGACGGCCUCGCUCGGUGUGCCGAGGGACGGGCGCCGGCUCGGAACGACGCCGCAGACAUUCCUCGGUUCUCCCUCUUGCCUGGCUCGGCGGAUACGCAGGCCGUGAUUGACCAUGUUGCCUUUGCAUGCGGCCUCUCGCCCGGGCUGGUACAAGACGUCUAUCCUUGCACGCCGAUGCAGGAGGGGCUGAUGACACUGGCCUCCCGAAGCUCGGGCACGUACGUGUCACAGGUGGUCGUCGAGCUGGUCGGCCACAUCGAUCUGGACCUCCUCAGGAGCUCCUGGGAGAGAACGGUGCGGGACACGGCUGUCAUGCGCACGCGGAUAGUGCAGCAUCCUCAGCUCGGAUUCCUGCAAGCCGUCACCAACGAAGAAGUCUCCUGGGAAUCGAGCACCGACUUUGAGAGUUACAUUGCAGAAGACGACGCCCUUCGCCCGGGGUUCGGGAGUCGAUUGUCGCGAUACGGUCUGAUCCAAAAUCCCGCCGGGGGCCCGGCACGGUUGGUAUGGACGGUCCACCAUGCCAUCUACGACAUGGUGACACUCCGCCUGGUCUUUGACCGUGUCGCCGCGGCAUACAAGGGCGGCCAGGGGCUGCAAGCAUUCCCGGCAUACGCAUCCUUUGUCAAGUACGUGCUCGGCAGCCAGACAGCCGACGCGGAAGAGUAUUGGCGUCAAACCCUCAAACACAACACAUCCGCCGCCGUCUUCCCGCCUCUCCCGGCGCCCGGUCACCAGCCAUGCGAAGACACGGUCAUGGAGCAUUCAUACGCCCUGACCCGAGCGCCUUCGUCCGUCACCACAACAACCAUCCUCCACGCCGCCUGGGCCAUGGUGACGAGCUGGCACACCAGCACCCCCGACGUCCUCUUCGGCACCGUGCGGUCCGGCCGCACCGCGCCCAUCCCCUCCAUCUCGACCAUGCCCGGCCCCACCAUGGCCACCAUCCCGCUCGGCAUCGCCGUCGCCGCCUCCGACCCCAUCCGCGCCUUCCUCCACCGCGUCCAAACCCAAACCGCGGCCGCCAUGCCGCACGAGCAGCUCGGCCUGCAGAGCAUCGCGCGCCUCUCCGGCGCCUGCGCCCGCGCCUGCGCCUUCCAGACCCUCUUCGCCGUGCAGGAGGGCCGCCGGCGCGAGGCCAGUGUCGGCGGCGGCGGCGUGGCUGAGCUGGGCGCGCUGGUCGAGACGGGGACGUACGCGCUCAAGACGUACGCGCUCACGCUGGAGUGCUUCCCGGACGGCGAGGGCUUCGACGUGCGCGCCUGGUUCGACAGUGCGGCCGUGGGGCGGUGGAGGAUGGAGAGGGCGUUGCGGCAGUUGGGGGCCGUGGCGCACCAGCUGGCCGACGGCGCCGAGGGAGACGGGCUGGUCGGCGGCGUCCGGAUGCUCGACGCGCGGGACUGGGAGGACGUGCGGGAGUGGGGUGCGCGCCGGGGGUACGGCCUGUGGGUUGUGCUGCCCGACGACUGCGAGAGGCUUGCGCCUGUCGGGGCUGUGGGGGAGCUGCUCGUUGGCGGACCGGAUAUUCCGGCCGAGUAUCUUGGUCAAGGGGAUGCCGAGUUUGUACAGAGACCGAGCUGGAUGGAGGCCACUGGGUCGGCUUCGGCGUUGAAAACCGGCAUAUUGACCCAAUACACCGACGAGGGGACCCUGACAACGAUUGGGCGGAAGAGGACUACUGUCUGCGUCGGGGGCCAGUAUGCUGACACCAGCGAGAUCGAACGCCACAUGGUGGAUGCUCUUCCGGAUGGAUACCAAUCCGUUGUCGAGCUGCUCGCUCUGCAAGGAAGACCGGACGACGAAUUAACCACCAUGCUCACUGCUUUCCUGCUCCCCCCAGACGGAGAUGCUUCAACUCAAGUCACGGCACAUUGGGCUCCAAAGGCCAGGGAAAUAGAGAGGCGUCUCGCUGCCAAGUUGCCUCACUAUAUGAUCCCAUCCAUCUACCUCCAGGUCACCGCCACACCUCGCACUCGGUCUGGAUCCGUCGACCGAUCGCAGCUGCGGAUGCUCGGGACUGGCUUCUCCGUGGCGGAUGUUGCCAAAAUGAGAGAGACACAGCGGGUUGUCCCCGACACCGAAACACAGUUUGCAUUGCGGGAUCUGUGGGCCACCGUUCUGCGGCGCGACGCUGACGGGAUUGGGCUUGACGACAGCUUUUUCCAGCUGGGUGGUGACUCGAUUGGAGCCAUCAAGCUGGUCACUGAGGCGCGCAGACGGGGCAUUGUUCUCACGGCUGCCGAUAUCUUCCAGCAUCCCCAACUGGAGGCUUUGGCUGAGCGUGUUGGAAUCAAUUCGUCUCGGCAACAAGGAUUCGAUGCUGCCGAGCCGUUCUCUCUGGUCGCCGACGACGACGACGCACAGGCCGUCGAGGGAUUUUUGACCAGCAAUGUCCUCCCGUACAUUGACUACGGGCGCGAUUCGGUGCUUGAUGUUCUUCCAGGGACAUGGAUGCAAAAGGAAUUCUUCAAAGCCGGAGGGCUCCUGUAUCACUUGAGCCUUGACUUUGGCGAAGCGCGAAUCGAUCCGGAAAGACUCAGGAGCGCUGCAAGACAACUCCUGCAGCGGCACUCGAUACUGAGGACCAUCUUUUUGCCCCACAACACUGAGCUCUUACAGAUCACCCUUGACUCCGGCAGCAUCAGCAACUUUGUUGCCGAAGCUCUCGAAGAUGGAGAGACGAUCGAGAUGGCCGCGGACCGUCUCACUACGCAGUAUAAACUCGACGAGGACAUCAUUGGCCGACCGAUGCCGCACUUCGUCUUCCUCUCCGGCAAUGCCCAAGGACGCUCCGUUUCUCGGCUUCUCAUACUCGGCAUCUCGCACAUGCAAUUUGAUGGAUUCAGCAUGCCGUUCAUUGUCCGCGAUCUUGGUGCAUUGUAUGACGGAGACCAACUUGCAUCGGUUCCGCAUUUUGCUUCAUACGUCUACGCCCAUCACGCGAUUCCACCCGCCGAGCGGCAAAUGCAUUGGCGACGACUGCUCCGGGGCUCGAGUAUGACGCCCAUCGCUACGGGUGGUGGCAACAGUCAGAGUCUCGACCACGACGUCUACGUGACUCGUGUCGUGUCCCCAGAAACAUGGCGCCGAUUGCGCUCGAGCAACGCAGAGAAGAGAUGGUACUCCCCCGACGACGUGCUCACGACGGCUUGGGCCCUCACCCUAGCCAUAGUGAGCCGAGAGUCCGAUGUGGUCUUCGGACACACGGUAGCAGGCAGGCGAACAUUCUCCCUCGGCGGUGGCGGUGCCGACGGGGUCCUGGGACCUUGCGUCAACACCGUGCCCGUGAGGGUGCGCUUGCCUUCUGCAGAUCAACCGCAGCGGCCGGGGAGCAUGACUUUGCAAGAUGUCCUGGCCAAGGUUUCGGAUCAAAGCGCGCAGACCAUGCCGUUCGAGAGCACAGGACUGGACGAAAUCGUGGAGAACUAUGCGCCACCGACUUGGGAUGCCAGCACCACUCGCUGGGGUUCAACCGUUGUGUGGCAAGAUUUCGCGGGCAUGCAAGCACUGGAGACUCAGCAAGACCAUCCAACCAGCGAUGGACAGCAGGAAGGCGAGAAGAGGAUCGCACAAGACUCGGCCGUCUCUGGCUACAUGGACCCGUUUGCUACGUCGUCACACGUUAGCUUCGGAGGGGUUCCCUGCAUUGUCACUUGCGAUGUCCCAGCUUUUGACCCGGCAGAUGUGGCCGUCAUUGGAAGGCCGGUGAAUGGAUCAGCAAGCUUCUCUCUGGCAUUUUCAAAGACUAAUGUCUCGGAAUCUGUCAUGGAGAAGACGGUGGCUGUGUUGGUACAGGUGUUUGAGAGCUUGGUGGAACAACCAGGAAUGGAAGUCGGCAACCUACUGGCGGUGAUGCGGGAGGAAUACCGGAUGUAG
This is a messenger RNA of Diplodia corticola, 12942 nucleotides long. Its product is annotated as nonribosomal peptide synthetase. The record is from RefSeq and is a predicted model, not a curated record. Gene Ontology annotation, biological process: amino acid activation for nonribosomal peptide biosynthetic process; secondary metabolite biosynthetic process. The transcript has 2 exons. Gene Ontology annotation, molecular function: catalytic activity; phosphopantetheine binding. The coding region runs from base 1 to 12942 and encodes 4313 amino acids. Lineage: Eukaryota; Fungi; Ascomycota; Dothideomycetes; Botryosphaeriales; Botryosphaeriaceae. Gene Ontology annotation, cellular component: cytoplasm.